Microthlaspi erraticum is the source of this 333-nucleotide messenger RNA. The record is from the annotation of a GenBank genome assembly. Lineage: Eukaryota; Viridiplantae; Streptophyta; Magnoliopsida; Brassicales; Brassicaceae.
AUGGCUCAUCUUGGUUCCCCUCUUGAUCAUCUUCAUCAACCAAUUGGUUCACCUCUUCUCCUUCCUCUUCACUCUCAGUCUCAUCACUCCUUCUUCAUUUGGAGAACCAUUUCCCUCCUCUUGAACAAGGUUCACUCCAAUCUCAAACUCCCCUUGCUCACUCUCACUACUAAUAGGGUCAUUCCUCUUCUUGGUUCUCCUUUCUCCCUCAAUCUCUCACUCUCAGACUUCCUCAGAGUAGACAUAUCCCUCUGCAUCAGAUUCUUCCAUCCUCUGAUCCAUCCUCUUCAAAUCGGCUUGCAUCUUAAGCCUUCUUUCCCUUGCAUUGCUUGA